Jaculus jaculus (lesser Egyptian jerboa) is the source of this 1844-nucleotide messenger RNA. It is a transcript of the gene Fastk, whose product is annotated as Fas activated serine/threonine kinase. Gene Ontology annotation, biological process: mitochondrial RNA processing; regulation of mitochondrial mRNA stability. The coding region runs from base 88 to 1740 and encodes 550 amino acids. NCBI's taxonomy places the organism in Eukaryota, Metazoa, Chordata, Mammalia, Rodentia, Dipodidae. Gene Ontology annotation, cellular component: ribonucleoprotein granule; mitochondrial matrix. The record is from RefSeq and is a predicted model, not a curated record. Gene Ontology annotation, molecular function: RNA binding. The transcript has 10 exons.
GCCGAGAGCGGCGCUGGGAUUGGCGCCCGGUGGCGAUCGGGGGGCGGGGGUGGCUGCUGGGAAGAUGAAGGAUUCGGUAGCCCGCGGAUGAGGAGGCUGCGGGGGUACUCGUGCUCCUGGACCCCGAGACCGACUGAGGGAUCGAGCUGCGCGGGGCCUGGGGAGUCAUGGUCUCCAUCACCUAACUCCAUGCUUCGAAUCCUGCUGUCUGCCCAGACUUCCCCUGCUCGGCUGACUGGCCUGCUGCUUAUCCCACCAGUACAGCCCUGUCUGGUGCCCAGCAAGUGGGGGAACCGGGCCUUUGGAGGAGACCCCCAUUCAAGUCCUGUGCAAGGCCUCCAGCGGCUUCUGGAACAGGCGCAGAGUCCUGGGGAGCUGCUGCGCUGGCUGGGCCAGAACCCCACCAAGGUGUGCGCUCAUCACUACCCUGUGGCACUUCGCCGGCUGGGCCAACUCUUGGGGUCCCAGCCUCAGCCCCCGCCCGUGGAGCAAGCCACACUUCAGGACUUGAGCCAGCUCAUCAUCGGAAAUUGCCCCUCCUUUGACAUUCACACCAUCCACACGUGUCUACACCUUGCUGUCUUACUUGGCUAUCCAUCAGAUGGCCCCCUGGUCUGUGCCCUGGAGCAGGAGCGGAGGUCCCGCCUCCCUUCAAAGCCACCUCCCCACCAGCAGCCUGUCCUCGAUGGUGGGCAAAGGUUGGAAGCUGCCCUGAGCUGCCCCCGUUUCCUGCGAUCCCCACGCCAGCAUCUGAUCCGCAGCCUGGCAGAGGAACGUCCUGAGGAAUUGACUCCCCACGUGAUGGUUCUCCUGGCUCAGCAUCUGGCCCGGCAUCGGUUGCGGGAGCCCCAGCUUCUAGAAGCCAUUGCCCACUUCCUGGUAGUUCAGGAAGCCCAGCUCAACAGCAAGGUGGUACAGAAGCUGGUCUUGCCCUUUGGGAGGCUGAACUACCCACCCCUGGAGCAGCAGUUUAUGCCCUGCCUUGAGAAGAUCCUGGCUCGAGAGGCAGGGGUGGCACCCUUGGCCACAGUCAACAUUUUGAUGUCACUGUGCCAGCUGCAGUGCUUGCCCUUCAAAGCCUUGCAGUUCGUCUUUUCUCCAGGUUUCAUCAACCACAUAAGUGGCACCCCUCAUGCUUUGAUUGUGCGACGUUACCUCUCCCUGCUUGACACGGCUGUGGAGCUCGAACUCCCUGGAUACCGAGGCCCCCGCCUUCCCCAAAGGCACCAAGUGCCCAUCUUCCCACGGUCCCUUAUCACCGACCGAGCUCGCUGCAAGUACAGUCACAAGGACAUGGUAGCUGAAGGGCUGCGCCAGUUGCUAGGAGAAGAGAAAUACCGGCGGGACCUGACUGUGCCUCCUGGCUACUGCACAGACUUCCUGCUGUGUGUCAGCAGUUCCGGUGCUGUGCUUCCUGUGAGGACACAGGACCCCUUCCUACCUUACCCACCACGAUCCUGCCCUCGGGGCCAGGACCAGACUGUCUCUAAUCCCACAACCCGAGGCCCUGCCCAAAGGGUAGUGCUAAUGCUGCGAGAACGCUGGCAUUUCUGCCGCGAUGGCAGGGUGCUGCUGGGCUCAAGGGCCCUGAGGGAGCGGCACCUGGGCCUGAUGGGCUACCAGCUCCUGCCGCUGUCCUUUGAAGAACUGGAGUCCCAGAGAGGCCUGCCCCAGCUCAAGAGCUACCUGAAACAGAAGCUCCAGGCCUUGGGCCUCCACUGGGGGCCUGAGGGAGGGUGAGGGAAACCCACAAGGGGCUCAGGACAGCCCCCUAUUGGGAGUUAGGCAACUUGCACUUUGGCACCCUAUGUUUUGAUUUUUAUUAAAGUCCCUUUACUUCCCCA